UACUAGUGCAGAAAAUCCCGUUACUACUCGUACCUUCUAUAAACUUAAUGGAAAGGACAUUGUAGAACUUUUGUUGGCAGCGGAUGAAUUAAUAUUUGAAGAGCUUAUAUAUCCACUACAAGAUUAUCUUCUUAAAAAUAAGCUGACGUGGAUUCAAGAGAAUAUAUUAUACGUUCUAAAUACAGUUAUAGGUCUAAAUGCAUUCAACACACCGAAUUUAAAGAAUUUGAACAUUGUAAAUUGGGGCACAAAAGAAUUCAAUGCAUUAGAAAAAACUUUACAACGAUGUAUUCCGUUGAUAAGGUUUGGUCAAUUUUCAAUUGAAGAAUUUACCACCAAAGUCAAACCAUAUAUAAGGAUUUUACCAUCAAAUUUGAGAUCAAGGAUUGUCCAACAUUUAUUGGCUAAAAGACAAUCAGAAACUAUUGUUACAAUACCGGCAACACCGGAAAGAGCGAUAGAUUCAGUAAUUAUUACACAUCAACAGGCUGCACUUAUUGCAGGUUGGAUAGAUCGAAAACAGGUGACGGAUUCUACGUCUUUAUCUGAAAUGUUUCCAAUUCCGUAUUAUUUCAGAGAUGUCGAAUGGCGUGGUACUCGUGACAGCUUUAUAUUUUCUUUAGGAGAUGGAAAAGAAUUAAGUAAAGCGAAACUAAGUAGGAUUAAAGAAGAUUACGUAAAUGAUGCAAUUCAACUUCAUGAUCGAUUAGGACCAUCGUUUGGAUUUUACGAAUUGAAAAUCGUCGAUGAUGCUGCUCGGGCUGAAACAAGUUACGCAUCUGGUGGGUUGAAAUAUGAACAUACAAUUAGAGAUAAAUGGAAUUAUUUCAGAGUAGAUGAUUAUGAGGUUUUUCAAGUUUUAAAGAAAUAA
Molecule: messenger RNA, 871 nt
Organism: Dentiscutata erythropus
Lineage: Eukaryota; Fungi; Glomeromycota; Glomeromycetes; Diversisporales; Gigasporaceae
Source: the annotation of a GenBank genome assembly